ACUCAAGUGAGGCUUAUCUUCUGAGUCUCCCAAACUCAACACACUCAGUGACCAUGAAGCUGGCCGUCCUGCUCUGUGUAUCUCUUCUCCUUUGCUGGUCUGCUUUCACAGCAGCGGAUGAGGCUUAUAAGCCUAACUGUGCUCAGUAUGCAAACUCGGUAUGCCUCCGUUACAUUGAUCCAGUGUGUGGUGACGAUGGCAACACAUACCCAAAUGAGUGUGUUCUCUGCAUGGAAAGCACCGUCAACAACCAGUAUGUCAUGGUGGCGUAUAAGGGAAAAUGUGGCCCUGUGUGAGCCUAUCACUCAUCAGAGCUGCAUUAUAUACAAUGCACUACAAAAAAUGAGCUAAAUAAUCUAUUCAAUAAAUGUGAGGUAACAAUCUGCA
Molecule: messenger RNA, 387 nt
Organism: Colossoma macropomum (tambaqui)
Lineage: Eukaryota; Metazoa; Chordata; Actinopteri; Characiformes; Serrasalmidae
Product: turripeptide Ici9.1-like
Exons: 4
Coding region: 54-296 (80 amino acids)
Molecular function (GO): protein binding
Source: RefSeq, a predicted model, not a curated record